Molecule: messenger RNA, 8282 nt
Organism: Odontomachus brunneus
Lineage: Eukaryota; Metazoa; Arthropoda; Insecta; Hymenoptera; Formicidae
Product: Krueppel-like factor luna
Exons: 6
Coding region: 1459-2589 (376 amino acids)
Biological process (GO): regulation of transcription by RNA polymerase II
Molecular function (GO): DNA-binding transcription factor activity, RNA polymerase II-specific; RNA polymerase II cis-regulatory region sequence-specific DNA binding
Source: RefSeq, a predicted model, not a curated record
UCACUCUUCGGCACUCGCGCGGAAGAGUCCGUACGCUUUCAGUGGUCGGGGAUAUCGCCGGUCCCUUUAACGGAGUGUCAAAUAUCUCGUUCGGUGUUGUAUCUCGACAGGUCUGAUACCUGGUGACGUGCAAUCGGUUUGGCCGAUCGUGUGUCAGUCGCGCGACCGUCGCAGUGACACGGCGUAGCAAACCGGCGUCGGGUGAGACGCGCGCGCGCGCCGUGAAAAAGCCGGUUCGCGAGCAGUGACGGAGGAAGCGUGAGAUAUAUGGGGAAAUAGAGGAAAGCGGAGGAAACUAGAGAGAGAGAGGGACGUUGUGUGUGUCGUGGGCGACGAAUACGCGAGUUUUCGACAGCGGUUCAAGUGAAGCGAGACGAAUCGGUUACGACGGAUACGCGCACCGGAAGGGAUAUAGAUACAGGAUCGAAUUGAAGGGAGAAGUAUAGUCGGAAGUCUCUCAUAGAGAGAGAGAGAGAGAGAGAGAGGAAGGAAGAGCGCGUUGGUGGUAACACGACGGGAAGGACGACUACGAGAAGAGGCGCAGCGAUACGAAUGAACCGCGCAGACGACGCUACGCGACUCGAGCCGGCAUUUUGACGUUGUGUCUCCCCCUCGUUCCGCGUGUGAUGGAUACUGUCGCGAGCAAGCCGUGCACGCGACGCCAGCAGACAGAACGUCGAGCCGCACGAGUGACGUCGUUGUCGCAGUGAGUUUGCUCCAGCCGUGUGUUUCAUCGGUGACAGUAGCAGCAGCAACAGUAGCAGCAGCAGUAGCAGUAGCAGCAGUAGCCGCGAUAUCAACAGUAGCAACGGAAGCAAUAGCUCGCUCUUCGCAACGACGUGGGAGCGAGAAAGAGAGGAGAGAGAAAAAGAGCGAGCGAGCGAGAUAGAGCUUUUCGGCGCGUAGUGCGCGCGCGUUCGCGGAAACCGGAACAAACCGGGAUACGGACUGCUUCGGGAAGUGUGCGCGGCUGUAUCGCCUCGCGUCACGUCGUGUCGCGUCGCUCCAACCGUCCCUCUAAUCGCGAUCGCGGCAGCCGUUCUGUCCGCGCGUUCUCGCCGUCGUAGCCGCCGCGUUCCCUCGCGAUCACGGAGUGGAGCCUCUCUCUCUCUCUCUUUCUCUCCGAUGAUACGCACGUGCGCUCGCCGCUACCUGCUUCGCUUACGUGCGUGCGUGCGCGCGAGUAAUCGUCGCGAGUUGUACGCGCGUCGUCCACGCUCGACGCGCGUUCAGUGAAUCGUUUGUUUUGCCGCGUUGUUUUUGCGCGUGCCACCGAACGCACAAGAGAGUGAGUGACGCCGGUGCUCGUCGGUGCUCCGAGAGAGAGUUCGUCUUAUCGUCGCCGGUCGGUCGGUCGCUCAUUCGUUCCUCGCGUUAACACGCGACACAAGUAUAGCGAGGGAAAGAGAGUGCAAGUACAGCGGAGGGCCGUCGCGAGGGACUUAGCCGCGCGUAGCCAUGGAUAUCCUGCCGAGCGGUAAUAUAUUCCGGGAGCUGCAGGACAUACACGACACCGGAUACUUCUCGGCCCAGCCGUCGCUCGAGGAUCAUUGGCAACAGACAUGCUACGAGAUGGAGAGGUACCUGAAGGACGAGCCGAAGUUGCAGUCGUACAAAAAACUCCCCACGGAACUGGACACAACGCCUUGGAACCUCUUCAGGGCGCCGCCGAUUUCGUGGACAGCUUCCACCGGGACGAACACACAAUUCGAUCCCCCAAUCAAAAUGGAGGUGACGACGUCGUCAGACGAAAGAGAUCCCCUCUGUCUGGACGACAUCAAAUUCAGUCCCGGCGAUCAUAAUGACAAUGGCCGCGAUAGGGACCUUCUGGAUCGUCACCUCGAUUCCUUGUCGAUGUCAUCGUCGAGUUCGGCGUGUUCCGCACUGUCCUGGGACAGUUCACCCUCUCUCUCGUGCACAGCGCUCAUUCUAAAAAAGGAGCCCAGCGAUCUCGAAGAGGAUGAGGAACACGAGGAGAUCGAGGAGGAGGAGGAUAGCGGGUGCGAAAGCGAAGGUCAGAUCCUGACGCCACCGCCGAGUCCUGGGUCGGGUCAAGGUCAUUCCAACUCCAGUCACUCGUCGAGUGGGAGUUCGAUGCUCGACGUGCACAACCUCAACCUUCACGGCGUAGGCGGCAGGAGCGCUAUCGUCAGGGUCACCACCAGCAACGCGCAGGGUGUCGCAAGACUGAUCUCCGUCACGGCGAACGGCUUCCCUGCGGUCGCCGGCACGCAACACGUGCUCGCGAGUGCGACCGCGACCGCGACCACCGUAGCCAACAGGCACCACGUGAGGAGCAACGAGCACAGUCCGCCCGACACGAAGCGCAGACUACACAAAUGCCAGUUUCCUGGAUGCAAGAAGGAGUACACCAAGAGCUCGCACCUGAAGGCCCAUCAAAGGACGCACACGGGGGAGAAGCCGUACAAGUGCAGCUGGGAGGGCUGCGAGUGGCGAUUCGCGCGCUCGGACGAGUUGACGCGCCAUUACCGCAAGCACACCGGCGCGAAGCCGUUCAAGUGCCGGCACUGCGACCGAUGCUUCUCCCGCAGCGACCAUCUAGCUCUCCACAUGAAGAGACACCUGUAAUCAAUCGUCUCCGCGGACGGUCCCGGUCGCGCGUCACACUCGGCCGCGGCCAGGACCGUCGGGACUUCUUCCUCGUGAAGAUCGCGGGGAUCUUCGACGUCUGCGCGGGGGAAUCACGCGAUCCAGUAUCUUCCGGGGUCACCAGUAGCAUGCCGCAAGUAGAAGAGGAUCGACCCCGUCGCGUAUCUACACUCGACGAACAACCAUCACGACCGCAGAGAUCUACACAAGUCGCUUCAUUAGGGCGAUAUCCGACGAGAGACGUCGAAUUCCGCUCAAAUUCGGCGCGAAUUCGUCCUCUCGGGAGGGGGAUCGCUGUCGUGAAGAUCGAUGAUCAGCGAGACGUCGUACCGAGACGAUUGAAGAUCGAGUUCGUGUCUAAGACGAGACGCACGGAGGCUAUUUUGACGUAACCAUGAUAACGAGGAAGCUUGACGAGCAAUCGGCCGAUCGGCCGAGGGGAUAAUGAGUUGAGCGAGAAGAGUCACGCAUUUUCGCGUUGUGAACUAACAUCAGAUCAGUGUGAAGAGGCAAAAAAACGAGGAAGGAAUGAGAGAAAAGAGGAGGGGGGAAGAUAUAUAUAUAUAUAUAUAUAUAUAUAUAUAUAUAAAUACGCGAUCGAUAACAUUCGUCCCUAAGAGCUAAAUGUAUGGCGCGAAACGAAUCUUCGGCCCCGGUAACUCGUGCGAAUUUGAGGAGACGGAAACGUCGACGGUUAGCAAAGAUCCAGCAAGAGACUGCAGCCAACGUAAUAUAAGAGAAAGAGGCCUCCGGAGAAGGGAGUAGCUGAAUAAAAGAAGAAGAAGAAUCGCCCGAGCCACGCACGCACGGGGGAAGUCUCGCACGAGAGACGUCAAUCACUGCCAAUUCGUUACAUUCUAAGAUCGGCGCUACCGUCGAGGAUUUCAAGCCGCGACUUCGCGAACGGAGAGAGGUCCUCGAGAAGGGGAGGAAGCGCGAGGAAAAGAGAGAGAGAGAGAGAGAGAGAGAAUCGAUCGGGGAGAAAGCCUAAGUUUUCGUCGAUCCUCAAAUCGUCGCUGCGGCGCGCAAGCACGAGCGCGGAUACUCGCUCGCGAUUCAAUUGCAAUAUUCGACGAAGAACGUAACACGCGCUCUGCACCACACGAAUCGUCUGCCCCUCACGAAAGAGAGCGAAAAGAGAACAAUAUGAAGAAAGACAAACGAAGCAAACGAAGAAGAGACGAGCGAGCCGACGAUGGUCGUCGCGGGUGGUGUCCGCGAGCGGCGUCGCACUAAAGAAAAAGAAAAAAAAACUAGAGAAAAACGUAGGGAUUUCGCGAGGACAAUAAAUGCAGACUGUCGGUGCCAAACGUUCUUUCCUUUCUCUCUUGCUUUUCUUCGGGAGCUCGACGCGAGGUCAGCCCUCGUGGCUGAAGUCUCGCGUUCACGCGGCCGCUCGCGGAUCCAUCGCCCUCGCUCUCGUCCUCGUCGUCGUCGUCGUCGUCGUCGUGUCCCCACGAUACGAUAUACAACAAGCCCCAACACACCGCCCCCGCAACGGAGAGUCGAUGCGGACACGCGGCGCGGUAAUUGAAUACGUGAUUUCGGCCAGUUUCGACGGCAGCGAGAUUUAGCGGUGCCGGGGCGCUAAUCCCGAAUUUACAGUGCGAAUUACAAUUAUGCCGCGCCGACUCUCCCGCUAUGCCGCGCUCUGCCGUUAGAAGUCGCGCGCGAAGAAGAUCCACUGCGCGUCCAAGUGUGUUACUUCUCGACGAUCCGGCUGAGGCUCUCUCCCGCCAAGUUCCGUCAUUUAACGCACGUUUAAGACGAAUUGUAAUUUCAUACGCGUUCAUGCACGUGUCAAAUGACGCGAAAUGAUAGGAAACGAUAGAGCGUGGAAAAAGAGAUUCAGCCAAGAUAACACACUUGGAUUUGCGGGGUUGUCACAGAGGCGCGGUCCGACCGUUUUCGCUUUGCCACUUAGGGCUGAUUUCCGUUCAAUGCCAAUUUGCACCUGAGCUUUCCGAGUUCGUAGUCGAUAAAGUUACUCGUUGCGCACACGAUUCGUCGCGAUCGCGACGCUACCCCCAGAGGUAAUUUUCACGCUCUUAUGUGACAGAUUUUCUCCGAGCCUUGCAUGCCGCGGUGAGAGGAACGAGGAGAGAGAGAGAGAGAGAGAGAGAGAGAGAGAGAGCACAGAGAGGCAUUCUCUCUCACACAUUUAUUUGUCCGGCUCUGUAGGGACGUUAUCUCGGAGCGUGCGCGAGCGGGGGAAGCAUUCGUCGGGACGAUCAUCACGCGAGAAACUCAGCAGAAUACAAAUAAUAUAUAUAAUAUAUUUUUUAAUAUUCUCGUCAUACUCUCUCAUUGCGAAACAAUGUAGAUAAAGAUGAUAUAUACGGGCAGUAAUGAUACGCAUAAGACUUUCGUGCACUCUUCAUGUAGCCGAGCAUUUCGCGAAUUAUUCCCCGCCUCGCGCAUGCAGAGAUCGACGUCGGACAGCCCUUAUGAUUCUUUUCCCGUGUAUUCGCGAGCGCGUCAUCGAUUCCGUCAGAGCAACGCCGAACGUCGUCACGAGAUCGCUCGUCUCGUCUCGCGCGUCAUCGAUCUGUGUCAGGAGGUCCCAACAUUACGAUACAUUAUAUAAUUAAGAGAUGUACACCGCGCGCCCAACGAUACGAUCGGGUACAUUCCGGUGCAGACGCCACCGAGAAAAACAAGAGAAGAGAAAAAAAGAAAAGGGCAAAAAAAUGCGCACAGAAAAGAUCGCGAAGGAAAAUCGUUGCAGCGCGCACUCAUCAAAAAAAGCGAGGGAAGGAGGGAACUUCGAGAAGCUAUGACCCUCUCUCGCCUGACAUAAGAGACGGAAUAGCCGAAGAGAUGAGAAAGAAAUUAACUAAAUUUUAAAUGUUCAGUGGCCAAAUAAAUUAAUUGAUACGCACGUAGAACCUAAUGAUACCGUACCUAUUGAGUAAGCCCGACUGACGAGUGUCGGCACGGUUUCGUGCGAAUGCAUGUGUAAUGCUUGCGAGAGUGCGUCUGUGUGUGUUUGCGUGGGGCGUCAAUGCGCGCGUGUAUACGUGUCUCUGCAUGUGUGAUGUGUGUGUGUGUGUUGUGCGUGUGCGUGCGUGUAUAUGUGCAUGUGUGUGGAUAUGCGUGAGUGAGUGAAUGUUGCAUGCGAGUACGCGCCGUGGGUUAAUUCCAAGCCGCAGAAAGGUGAGGAAUCCAAGGUAAGAGACGAGCGGAACACUGAGUUUGUAUAUUGUGCAAUUUUUUCAAUGUUUCAUUAUUUGUUACCAUGUUCAUGAUUAAUUAUAAAUAAAUAAAUAUAUAUAUAUGUAGCAUUUACAAUUUUAGGAUAUAUAUAUAUAUAAACGGCCGUGAAGCCACAGACGUCUUUUUGAUAGCCAUAUUCGGAUACCGUGGUCGUCGUCGCACUCGCGACAUCCCCCUCCUGCACCCUCACCUCUCCCCACCCAGAGCCCCCUCACCAACCACCCCGAUCUUCUUUUCCGAGAGAGAAAGAGAGAGGGUGAGAGAAAGAGAGAGAGAGAGAGAGAAAGUGAGAGUGAAAGAGAACGAGAGAGAAAGAGAGAGGAGAAAAAGUGAGAGAGAAAGAGAGAGAGAGAAAGAGAAUGAAACUGAGAGCGCAAGUGUAGGGUAAGUGUACAAGAGAAUAAAAAGAAACGACCGCGCAAAAGAUUCGCGAAGUCUCGUCUCUGACCUCGACGGCCUCUCGUUAAAUUUCAUGUCCGGCCGCUGGAAACGAAAGUAAUACCGAAGACAACGGUCAUAAUCGCGCGGUUCUCUCGUUAGAGCCGGAGUCCACGCGUGUAUAAUUCGGCCCUCGGACUGCUCGCGUUACCUCCGCAGCUGGAUUCCGUAUUUAGUCGUGAUCGGGUGGUGAGUCGGAAGCGCGAGAAGAGGGACGCCCCGUCCUCUCCCGCGGAUAAAAGGUCCUUGUCGUCACGACGAGCGUCUCCCGGUAAUUUCCAAUCAUGGCGCGACCAACGAGCUCUAUAGAUAUAUCGCUAAGCGAGCGACGCGAGCGUGUCGUUUCAAAACGAGAUCGGAGGCGACCGCGUGCGUGCGUGCGCGCGCGCUCGCGAAAUCGCACGGAUAAUUGAAAAAUUUAUCGCGCGGGGGAGCGAGAGAGCGAGAGAGAAAGAGAGAGAGAGAGAGAGAGAGAGAGAGAGAGAGGGGUGUGACACAAGCGCGGACACUUCUAAUAUAAAUAAAAAGUAGCUAGACGUUUAGAUAGGUAGAUGGUUAGCUAAAUCGUUAGAUAGGCAUUUAGAUAGGCAGAUCAAUAGAUUGAUGAACGGAUAUAGAGCGUGUGCAUGUUUGAGACAGAUAGAAAGGGAGCGCGAAAGAGAAAGAGAGAAAAUAUUAUAUAUAUAAAUAUAUAAAUAUAUGUAGGUAGAUGGUUAUACAUAGGUAGAGAUGUAAGUACCUAAGAAAACUCUAAGAAACCUUAGAAGAAGCAGUAUCGUCGUACGAGAUAUGAUAAGUGAACAUAAGUGUUUUAUGAUACUCGCGUACAAGAGGAACGAAAAAUGAAUACCGUGGAAUAAAGAAUAAAAAGAGCGCAUAAAUAAAAUUAAGUUAUUAAAAAAAAAAAAGUAAAAAACACUGUACGAUUAUGAUUGUAUUAUCGUGGUCUAAGGUAUUUUCAGUCAUGUUGUAUAGUAACUGUAAAUUACACGACUUUAAAAGAAAGAGAGGAUGCGAGAGAGUCGGAGAAAGCGAGAAAGAGAGAACGAGCGAAAGAGAGAGAAUGAGAAAGAACGAGAGCGAGAGAGGGAGAGAAAGGAAGAGGAUGGCAGGGAGAACGGACAUGAAGAGUGCGGCGCGACUCGAUUAGCUUUAUGUAGAAAAAAAGUAAGAGCAUAGAAGCAGAAAGAACAAAUCGGAGAAAAUGAAGUCGACGGAACAAAUGAGCGACAUCGGUCGAGUUUUGCGGAAUUUGUAUAAUGAGUGCCCCCGGAGAUGUCAACGUAGAAUGAACGAAUUGCAAAUGGAAUGAAAGCCAAGAAACAGGUAUGAGCCCCCUUUUAAUACGGUAAUGUUAAUAAUAAAUAACAAAUACUUGCGGCAACAGGGAACUGCAACGAGCGUGACGCUAGAUAGCUGUAACCACGUAAAUUACGAAGCAUUUACCACCGUACGAGUGGAAGGAACAGAAAUUCGAUGCUACUACUACUACUACUACUACUGUAACGAUUACGAGAAAAAAGAAGUAUUAAUUAUCGAUUUGUCGCAAUGCAGAACGUCUGCAAUAUACCUGCGACAAUUCUUCGUACGUUUUUAUUGUUAACGUUUCUUCUUAGUUUUUUCUACAGUUAGUCCGCUGCAAAAUUUAUUUUUCUUUUUCAGCAAAAAUUACAACCCCUGCUUUAUAACAGAAAAGAUAUUCCUGUGAUAAUUCUUCGCAUGUUUUCAUGUUUACCGUUUCCUUUUAAAUUGUUCUGCAGUUAGUCUACGCAAGAAUUGUAUAUUUAUUUAUCUAUUUUCAACGAAAGUGACAAUAUCGACGAGAAGCAAAUCUUAUUUAAAGGUCAACCAAGUCAUCAAUUUUCUUUUUGCGUUCGUAUGUACAUUGCGGACGUCAUGUGUUGCCAAAUACGCACUCAAAACGCUACACUGAUAACCGAACUGAUAGAACUAAUAUUAUUUUUGGGGAAUUAUCUUCCCCCGUUAGAGAAAAGUUAAAUAGGUAAUGAAAAAAAAAA